GAGCGGAGCACCGGGCGGGGGUGAGGGCGGAGUGGGGACCGAGUUAUGUCCAAGCACGUGUUUCUCACGGGACCCCCAGGGGUUGGAAAGACUACUUUGAUCCAGAAAGUCACUCAAGCUCUAAAAUCCUCAGGCGUUCCUAUUGAUGGAUUUUACACACAGGAAGUUAGAGAAGGUGGCAGGAGAACAGGAUUUGAUGUUGUCACUCUGUCUGGAAACCGAGGACCUUUAUCAAGAGUCAGUCCCAGUUCUGAUUCUUCUGCUUCAAGACGCGAGUACCGGGUUGGACAAUAUGUUGUAGACCUUGUUUCAUUUGAGCAGCUGGUUCUACCUAUGCUGAGAAAUGUAAACCAUGGUGGUGACACAGAGAAAAGAAUUUGUGUCAUAGAUGAGAUUGGUAAAAUGGAGCUCUUCAGCCAGGCUUUUAUUCAAGCUGUUCGUCAAACGCUGGCUGGCUCGGGGACUGUGGUGCUUGGAACUAUUCCAAUACCUAAGGGAAAGCCACUGGAUCUUGUUGAAGAAAUAAGAAGUAGGAAAGAUGUUAAAGUGUUCAAUGUUAGUAAGGAAAACAGAAACAGCAUUUUGCAAGACAUCUUGGCAGCUGUGGAAUCCUGCAGAAAAUGAAGACCUUUUCUGUCCUGUAAACACUAAAGCUUUCAUUUCAACAAAACAUUACAACAUUUAGUGGAUGGUUGAGAGUCUGUCCUUCCUGGUUUUGCCCCCUUGAGGCUUCACUGGAGCCUUCAGGGUAAGCAGAGUAAAGCUGGUAAUACUCUAAAAUGGGAUGGCAGGAUUGUAAUGUAUUCAGUUCACUGAAUUGAAGAAAAAUUGAACAGAUGUGUAGCUAACAUCCAGUUUUAAUCUGGGUGUUUGGAAGUUAGAUGGUCAGCUCUGAUCCAAGUUACAUGUGAGAACAACUAACUGUAAAAUCUGUUUAAGAUCUGAGUGUGUUCAGAUCGCUUCAAUAUCUGCAACAUAGCCCUGGUGCAACAGAACAGAACCCUUUCCAAAUGUAGAUGAGUCCUGCCUGGUUUAUGUAGGAGUGUAGCUCUUGGUGACCCAGCUUGGGUGUAUUCAGGUGUGUUUUAGCAUGGGUGCUGACAAAUCAGCAGGUAGAGGGAAUAAGCAGAUGUGCUCUCUCCUCCUACCCCUAGGCACCCCUGUCUGCAGUUGCAGUAUAAGGAGGGUUAUCCAGAGUUUCAAGGAAACGUCCUGUAGUCAUGAGUAACAUUUACAGAAUUCCAUUUUGGGAGGAAAAAUAGCCAAGUCUACCCUCUCUUACAUGGCCCAGACACUAACUGAUACGAGGUCUGCAUUUUGAAUUAAUUUUCAGUUUUCUGGUGGCAGUCCUGUCCUACACCCCCUUACAAAUAAUGUAUAUAAAAAUCUUCAAGUCCAUGAAGUUAAUGAAAUCUUGUGUUUUUCAAGUUGAGUUUAAGUUAUGAUUGACUUAAUACUGUAUUUGUCUGUAUUAAUUUUACAAUCUGUUAUGUUUAUUGAUACUUAUGUUUGUUUGGGCUUUUUUGCCUCAUUCAAUUCUGUACAUGCUUAAUGGUGAAAUAAGAAGUGUUUGAGAGUAUUUGACAAUGUGUUUCCCUGUGAGGACUGCAAAUGUGUUCAGCAAAAGUGCUGCCAGUUAAUCAGUUUUGCAUGUUUGAAAACAGAAUUCCCUCCUAGGUUCACACUAUUCAUUGUAAAAUUUAUGGUCAUCUCUGGCUGAAGAAAGUUGUUAAAAAUUUAGUUGUUUCUUAACUCUUUCUGUUCAGUUCAAUGACUGUUAAUUUGAGCAAACUAUUUAAAGGCAUCUUCAAGUACCAUUUUAUUGAUUUAUUUCUGUAAAACUGACACCCAGAGUUGUAUAGGGCUGGAUGGGGACAGGUAUUUUUACAGAUGCCCUGCAGACACCUCCUAGGAGCAUAGAGGGAAUGUCCUUUUUCUUUCCUGUAUGCAGAACAAGGGUCUGGUACAAGCAUUGCACCUCCACAGGUGGUAGGAAGUGCAUGCCAUGUUAAAUGAUGCCAUGGGCUCAUUGCCUCACUGCCUUGUUAGGACUGCCUGUCUGCCCAAAUCCAUGUAGAUGGUAGUACUUACUGUCUUCAUCAUGCUUGGGGAAAAGGAAAACUCCUGUUAGGGUCUCCACUUGGCAAUGUACAGCUUGUGGCUGCUGUUUGCAAAAUAAGGUUGUGCUCUAAAGGCACACUAAUCCCUUAAUUACUUCAGGCAUUCUACUCAGCCAAAACACCUUUUUAGAUGUGGAGGACUUGGGACCAAAGUAAACUCUGUCAGGGCUGUGUGCCAUAGGUUUUUGAACAGGAACCUCUCUGCACCUAAGUGUUGGAUGCCCUCCUGUUUCAAUGUUAAGUCUCUUAAGCUGUAAGAUAUGCUGCAAAAGAAUAGUUCUUUCAAUGAUUAAAGAGUUAUCCAAAAUCUAGCACAGUUUUAGUGGGACUGCUGUUGAGUCUUAAAUGAGGAGUGACCUUUAAAGCUAAUUUAAAAAUGGAGAGAUUUGACAUUGCUCUGGUAGAGGCCGAAGAGGGGAGUUCUGUUAGGAGUCAGUUUUCUGAAUUCUGGUUCAGCCAGUAUUGCUGAGAAAUCACUUAGAGUGGUUUUUAUUCCCCAUAAAUUAGAUAUAUUGCCCUGCAUGUAGUGCCAUGAUGCCUGCUGUAGUCCCAUCCUUUAGUACAGUGGGAAGAAAAAAAACACCAAACAAUUACAACAAGAAGUUUGGGGAACUUUUGCUCAGUGCCUAUAGUACUUUUAAUCCAUUGUCUCAUGGUUUUGUACUGAGGCUAGACAGUCACUAGAAAAUGCAGGUGGAUUUUUCUUUCUCUGGAACUCUGAGUGAAAUAUCAGCCCUUUUAAACUAAUGCAUAUUUUUGCUACUGACAUCAGUGUAUCUUGUUUUCUGCUACCUAUCUCAAGAUUGGUGAGUGUCAUUACUUUGUUGUCCUUUUUUUAAGCCUGUUUUCUCUCUGAGUUAGAGUGCUUUUCAAGAGAAAUAAAGAGAGGUUCUGUGAUCUGUGUUCAGCAGAAGGAUGCAGAUGACCUUAACAGUCAGGUCUGGCCUUUAAAUCUCAGAUGGUCCUGAAGAUACAAUUUGCCUGUUUCAAAUAAACAUAGAGUGAGUGAAAAA
Messenger RNA from Melospiza melodia melodia, 3133 nucleotides. RefSeq names its product nucleoside-triphosphatase, cancer-related (gene NTPCR). The record is from RefSeq and is a predicted model, not a curated record. Bases 46 to 624 code for a protein of 192 amino acids. Gene Ontology annotation, molecular function: ATP hydrolysis activity. The transcript is spliced from 5 exons. NCBI's taxonomy places the organism in Eukaryota, Metazoa, Chordata, Aves, Passeriformes, Passerellidae.